Parastagonospora nodorum SN15 is the source of this 414-nucleotide messenger RNA. RefSeq lists its product as hypothetical. The transcript is spliced from 2 exons. Lineage: Eukaryota; Fungi; Ascomycota; Dothideomycetes; Pleosporales; Phaeosphaeriaceae. The record is from RefSeq and is a predicted model, not a curated record. Bases 1 to 414 code for a protein of 137 amino acids.
AUGGCGGACACGAAGCAGUUACCCGAGAUUGUUCUCUUCGGUGCGUCGAUGACGCAGUGGAGUUUCCGCGAGGAGACGCAGGGCCUCGGGUGGUUUUUGGGGAAGAUCUACACUUCAACCCGCCUCUCCUCCGACUUCGACCGCAUAAUCCAGCGCGCCACAUCCCCCACCACCCCCCGCACGCUGCUCUUCACAAUCUUCCUCGGCGCAAACGACGCCUGCAUGAUCGGGACUGACGCAAUGGUCCCCUGGCCCACUUUCUCGGCUAACAUACGCGCCUUCAUUGAGACCAUUCUCACGCAGGACGGCGGACUCGCCGAGACGAAAAUCGCUGUUAUUUUCCCCACCGCCGAUCAAUGGCGCAGAAGCAAAGGCACGCGGGGACGAGUCGGUGGAAGAAAUCGCGGAGAGUAA